AUGGCCGAGUCUCAGCUCCCAGGCCUUCCUGGCUUCGACAAGCACAACAUUCAACCAUGGACUGUCGAGGUCGUUGUCUCUAUGACUGUUUUGGCGUUGGUUUCUUGUGGUCUUCGGUUGUAUAGUCGGCACUUGAAGGCGCAGAAGCUUUGGUGGGAUGACUAUGUUAUUCUAUUCUCCAUGGUAGUUCAGGCGUGGAAUUUGGUCGUUGUAGGAUUCAUCUUCGCCAUGCACGCCAACGGAAUGGGCAUUCACGCAGACAAAGUCCCUCCCUCGCAAAUCGUGAUGAUGGCAAAAUGGCUAGUAGUCGCUGAAGUUCUCUACGCUUGGAACCUUGGCUGGACGAAGCUGAGUCUCUUGCUCAUGUACUACCGAAUCUUCCGUGUCCCCUACUUCAAGAAGAUGGCAUGGCUCGUUGGAACCUUUGUCUUUGCUUGGGUCAUCACCAUCACCUUUCUCUUCAUCUUCAUCUGCAUCCCAGUUGCCAAGCUCUGGUAUCCCGAUCUCCCUGGCCAUUGUAUCAACCAAGUCGGAACAUGGAUCGCCAACGCCGCUUCGACGAUUUUUACCGAUAUUGUCAUCUUGUGUCUACCACUGCCUCCUAUCUGGAAACUUCAGCUCGGCAAAUCUGAAAAGCUCGGUCUAACAGCUGCUUUCGCCAUUGGAUCUUUCGUCGUCUUCGCCUCGGCCUAUCGAACCAGCGUUCUCUUCACCUACACUAGCACUGAUCCAAGCUAUACUCUCGCUCCUACAGUAGGAUGGACCGAGAUCGAAAUGUCAGCCGGUAUUGUCUCGGCGAAUCUUCCAACAAUGCUACCAGUUCUCCGACUCGUCGCCAAAUUCACCGGCCUCAGCAGCUUCGCAUCAACAGUCCGCAGUACCGUCAGAAAAUCAAGCGACAAGUCAACAAAGGGUCUCAAGUCCCACGAGAAUACCGGCGCUGGCAGGAGUUCCAACGGCUCUGCAUCGACGAAUGCGUUCUACAGACUACCAGACGACAACGACUCUACCGAUUUGAUCAAGGGGCCGAAAUUCACAGAGACAUCAGCACCAGUCAACACUAAACUAAGGCCUGAUGUUGAGGGCUUUGAGCUUACUACUACGACAUACAACGCCAAAGUCGACGGUGGGAACUCGAGCAGUGAGGAGAUAUUGCAGGGCAUAAGAGUGCACAGAGAGUUCCAGCAAACGACUACACGAUCACCAUAA
Messenger RNA from Fusarium tjaetaba, 1209 nucleotides. RefSeq lists its product as uncharacterized. Lineage: Eukaryota; Fungi; Ascomycota; Sordariomycetes; Hypocreales; Nectriaceae. The transcript has 2 exons. The record is from RefSeq and is a predicted model, not a curated record. The coding region runs from base 1 to 1209 and encodes 402 amino acids.